AUGGUACUAAAUCAGGCUGACCCUGGAGCGUACGUCUGGAUUGGCCUUUUCAGAGAUCCAUGGAAGUGGUCUGAUGGAAGUGACCACUCAUUUAGGAACUGGAAUCCGGUGGAGCCUCGUGAACCUGAUGGCUCCUCUGAGACUUGUGUGGCAGCAGACUUCAGUGCCGAUGGACAAUGGGAGACCCUGGACUGUAACGAAAAGUCAGCAUUCAUCUGCUACAGUGACGUUGCUUCUGUUUCAAAGCGAGUGGUCAAAGUGAGGCUGGUGAAAACCAGCUCCUCUCUGGAUCUGAAUGACCCUGUGGUGGUGGAGGACCUCUUGAAGAAGCUCAAACAGAGGCUGAAGGACCAGGGGCUGAACGAGGACAUCAAACUGAGCUGGAAGAAGCAGUCGGAUGGAAAAGUCUUCCACAAGGAAGAGAAAAAGAGAAGAGAUGAGCUGUAAUGUUCUUUCAAUCCACUCUGGUCAGAGGCUUACUUUCUCCUCCUCUUCCUCCUUUCUUCUUCAUCAAGGGUAGAAAGAACCAAAGUACCCAAGUACAGACCCUUUUCUGGGAAGCACCCUGUUUCCAUCUCAUAGUACUUUAAACUUUGACUCCACAACAUUGAUCUGGCAGCUUCAGUUAAUACACUCUCAAAGAAAUAAGGGUUCCAAACCGGUUCUUCCUGAAGGUCUGAGGUUCUACUACUUGCAUGUUAAUGAGUAAUAAAUCGAAUUACGUGCUGUUUAUUAUAUUAUAGCUAUCUAAAAGAGUUUAUGCUGCAUAAGUGCUUUUACUUUUCAUAAUGAAGAACAUUCUUCAGUAGU
Messenger RNA from Pseudoliparis swirei, 810 nucleotides. RefSeq names its product lymphocyte antigen 75-like. Bases 1 to 447 code for a protein of 148 amino acids. The record is from RefSeq and is a predicted model, not a curated record. Lineage: Eukaryota; Metazoa; Chordata; Actinopteri; Perciformes; Liparidae. The transcript has 3 exons.